Coturnix japonica (Japanese quail) is the source of this 9804-nucleotide messenger RNA. The record is from RefSeq and is a predicted model, not a curated record. Lineage: Eukaryota; Metazoa; Chordata; Aves; Galliformes; Phasianidae.
CCCGGCUCCGCAGCGCCGGGCAGAGCGGAGCUGCCGCGCCGCGCUCGCUGGGGACGCGCUCGGCUUUUGUUCGCCGGCGGCAGCGUUCGGGAGGACUCCCAUCCGCGCUCGAGGAAGGCUCCUUCUCCCUGUUCCCCAUCCCUCUGCCGUCCUGAGUGAGGCGGCCCACCCAGAGGGCUCUAAUAGCAGCCCCGUGUCUGCGUGAAGUUGCUGACAUGACUGCCGCCGGGUCCCCGUGCACCGGUAGCAGCGCGGAGCCGGGUUUAAAGGGGAAUUGCGCUGCAGACAAUGCACAGCAGCGGCAGCUGGAGCAGCCCUGGGGACCCGAGCUCUGGUUCUGACAUUGCUGCACGCAGAGCCCCAGCCGCAAUGACAGCAGCUGCCUGGGGCGGCUGCAGGCAGCAGGCAGGAGCAUGAAGUAGCGAUCACUGCAGUGCUCAAGAUGAACUCCUCCUUGGUUGGCAACCAGAGUGGCCGGCCAUUCUGUCUCCUGGCCAUUAGCUAUUUGGAGACCAUCAAUUUUUGCCUCCUGGAAGUGGUUAUUAUCGUGUUCCUCAUGGUGCUGAUUAUUUCAGGCAACAUUAUUGUGAUAUUUGUCUUUCACUGUGCACCUCUGCUGAACCACCACACCACCAGUUACUUCAUCCAGACUAUGGCGUAUGCUGACCUCCUGGUGGGUGUGAGCUGUCUGGUGCCUUCUUUGUCUCUGCUGCACUAUCCAGUUGUUUUAAGCGAGUCUUUGGUUUGCCAGAUCUUUGGUUAUGUGGUAUCAGUGCUGAAGAGCGUCUCCAUGGCCUCUUUGGCAUGCAUCAGUAUUGACAGGUACAUUGCCAUCACCAAGCCGCUGACCUACAACACGCUGGUCACCCCGUGGAGACUGCGGAUCUGCAUCCUGGUAAUUUGGCUGUACUCUUGCCUGGUCUUCUUACCCUCCUUUCACUGGGGAAAGCCUGGAUACCACGGGGACGUGUUUCAGUGGUGUGCCAAUUCCUGGAACACUGACCCUUACUUCACUCUCUUCAUCGUGGUGAUGCUGUACGCCCCGGCAGCUUUCACGGUCUGCUUUACGUACUUUAACAUCUUCCGCAUCUGCCAGCAGCACACCAAGGAGAUCAAUGAGAGGAGGGUGCGCUUCAGCUCUCAGGAUGGGGAGGCAGGGGAGGCACAGCCCUGCCCGGACAAGCGCUACGCCAUGGUUCUUUUCCGUAUCACCAGUGUCUUCUACAUCCUCUGGUUGCCCUACAUCAUCUACUUUCUGCUGGAGAGCUCCAACGUCUAUAGUAACCGCGUUGCAUCCUUCUUGACCACUUGGCUCGCCAUCAGCAACAGUUUCUGCAACUGUGUCAUUUACAGUCUGUCCAACAGUGUCUUUCAGAAGGGGCUGAAGCGUCUCUCGGGGGCGAUUUGUGCCUCUUGUGCUAGACAGAGGGUAGCCAAGGACUCCUCUACCUCUAGGAGCAAAAGAUCUUCCAAUGGAUGUCACGUCUAAGACUGGGAAGUGCAGGGACAACUCUACUCUGUGAUUUGCAAAAAGUUAAAUACGAUUCUAUGAUGUCCAGAUUUGCAAAAAGGUUUCUGAGAAAUGCUGCUGACAUGGAAGAAUCAGGAGCACAAAUCGUUGUGGUUUCACUUUAAAAAAAGCAAAGUGUGGCUGUGGAGGCGGCUGUGGAGUUUCACCUCCAUAUUCGUUUUUAAGAAUAAAGCUGUAUCUUGACACUUACCUCUCCAGCUGGUGUGACUGAAUGGAGUGGGUGUCUGAGAGCUUCAGCAAAAUGUAGUCUUUCUUACAGUUCUGCUGGGUUCUUUUGAGAUUCGUGCUUCACAUGUAAAUGAUCUGCAGUGGAAAUGUCAUGGUAUAUGGUGUAUUACAGGGAUUUUUUUAAUAUAUGCCAAAGUAUAUUGACAGAAUUUUCCAGCGUUGUAACAGAAGGGGCCAAACAACUUGUUUUUCUGUGCUACCUAGGCAGGACUUGUAGAGCAGGGGGGAACAAUGGGAACGUUUCCUCAUGAACGUGGUCUCACGGAGCCGUGAGCGCAGCACUGGGAUCUGAGCCGUCCCCAGCCCCGUAACUCUGGUUGGCUGCGUGUGCGCAGUCAGAGAACAGUCUGCAUUUCCCUGGUUGUUGUCAAGUAAGAAAAAACUUGAAUCAGACCACAUCUAGCAUGUGUUUUGAUAAGCUAAGAGAAAAAUACUUGUCAUUUUAUGAUACCAGAAUUGUGGCAGCCGCUUGAGAGCGAUGCCAACAUGUGAAAAUUGUUCUCCAAACAGUGGAGAAAUGCCACAUUUUUGAGUGGAAAUUUUCUCAAGAACAACUUUAAAAAUAACAUGUUCUCCCUUCCCCCCCUCUCCCCCUUUUCUUUAAUCUAAAUUCUUUUGAUAUUUUACAUACUAGAACUUAGGGGGAAAGGAAAGAAAACAAUUGUCUUCUAAACAGCUAAGGGAACUAUGUUGUAAAUUUAACUGUAGUAUUUGAGUUAUUCAUAAGUGCACAGAGCUAAAUCAGAGACAUUUUUCUUGGGGCUUUCGGGGAUUAAAGAUGGUUCGAAUAUAGCAGGAGCUAAAUCCUGUUGGCAAACACAUAUUUAACUGGUCAAACAAUGUACAGUAUCUGAGAAACAAAGUUUCAUCGACCACAGCGUUUCUCAGGCUCACUUAAACAAAGUGUUUUUGAGUAUUGUGAUGCCGUUAAGAAUUCGGUGCAGCCCUCAAAUUGAUUGGUUUUUUAAAACAAUGUCUUUUUACUGGUGCCGUGUUGGAAUAGGAAGGCGUUAGUGAGCCAUGUCCUGUAGCAGUGCAUUACAUCUGCAUUGUCCUUUAUAACACAGACCUGGUGCUGUGCUGUGCUCCCAGUCCGUGCAUUCGGUGCCGUGACUUUGGGGAAUUGUUUGAGCUGUUGUAUGAAGUCGCGGUUGGUUUACACUUGUCAUACUGGGAAAGGAAAAGAAAUAAGGGAAGAUAGUUUCAGAAGAGUGUUUCAGAACUGGAGCAGUUCUCUUGACCAAAGGAAAGACUGCGUUUAUUUGUUUUCAGGUCUGCUGUUAUUGACCAAGAUGGUUUCUGUUUUUAGUGGUCCUGCAAGCACAUGCGUUCCCUCCUCUGUGAUCUGCUGGGAGCUAUGGUCCCUGGGCUCGUGUGGUUUGUCCUGGGACAAAGCCAUGUUGUGAGCUGCUUUCAGUGUUCAUCCAUACUUCAGACCUGUCCAGAUGAGCUUCUUCCUUAGCUCAUCUGAAAGUUUAAGGCUGUCUAAAUCCUGAAGCUCUCACAACGUUGCUUGUUGUCUUUCAUAUGAAGACGUUGUCUAGGUUAAGGGCUUACACUGUCAUCUUUGCACAGACACCGUAGAGGUGAUUCCUUCUGCUAAGCUGUGUCAGUCUGCUGUUUGCUCUGAGACACCUGGCUGUGCCAGGUAGCCUUGGUGUGUGGAGCAGAGCAUAGCAGUGCGGUGAGUCAUUUAUAAAUGGUGCAUUAGCUCACAGCUGGCUAAUUGUUCUCUAGUGUUUUGUAGGUGUCAUGGCAUGGGUGGGCUUUAGGGAGCAGUUUAAGGGCUUUAGUCACUAAUAUCGAAGCAUUUCUUUGUGGUAUUUUUGGAGCAGCCUCUCAGGUAAACUCCCAGUAGCUGUUCUCUGGCUCUUCACCUUAGCUAACAUUUCCACGUGUUUGAAGCAAUACAAUCUAGCCUUCAAAGCAGUUGAUUAAAUUUAAUAGAAGAAAAAAAAAUUCUGCUAGGGCCUAAAACCCCAAAUGUGGUCAUUUCAGGUUACAGUGGAAGCUGGAGGACAAAUGGUUUUGGUUUUUUUUCCUUCCAAAUUUUGUGGCAUGAAUAAAAGGUUUGAGUAUUCAGUGCUAGUUUUUGAGGAUAUGGAAGUUUAGCAUAAAUUACAAGGGCUUAAUAAUGGCAUAGAGAUUUAACUUGAGUUGAAGCGGUUGCUGCUUGAGCUGUAAGCCUGGACUUGUACUUUGUGUAGUGGCUGGUAUAGAUUUAGAUGGAAAUUUGCAGCUGCUGUUGCUCGCAACUGAACUUCAAUUGCAAUGUUCCUUACAGGUAGGCUUUCAUUCACUCACACUCGUCUCAGAAUCUUCAGCUCAGGUGAUUUCCUUGAGAGGUGAAAGUCAGAAUCUGGAAGUCUCUUCUGAGAUAAGAAGAGUGGAAUUGCAGCCAGCUGAAGUGUUCAGGUUUCACCCUGUGUUUACAGGCAGUUUCUAAUAUUGCAUCAGUUGCCUGGUUCGUUAGUCUGUAUUUCUAAUACUGUCUGUGUUAAUUUAUCUGUGUUUUAAAUUUUAAGCUACAUUUUCCCUGUCAGUUAAAGGCUGGUCCAGGUUUAUAGGUGAUGAGGUGGUUUAAAGAUCCAUAUUGUUUGACUGCUGUCUUCAGUAAAACUGCAUGGAGGCGAUUCCUGGUCCCUGUGCCGACUGUGCAAGAAAGAAUUUUGGAAAGCAUUACCUUGUUUGCUCAGCAGUCCCUGUAACAUCCUUCCUCGCGUAGUUAACGUGAGGCACACUAGUCCUUCUCAUCACAAUAUGUGCUAUAUGGGUUGUUGGGCAGCAGGCUUUCAGCUUGGAUUGCUUUCAUUAUUGUAGAUAUGAAACGAAUCCUUUCUUGGCCAUCUCUGUGACAGAGUGUGCCUGGUCAUUUAGAGAUUGGUGUCAGAAGCACUGUGUAUGUUAAUGCCACAAUGGAGACCAUACAGAAAUCACAUUAUAUCUUAGUAAAAAUGGUGUUUUGUGGUAUAAUUAAAUGAGCCAAUUUUGGGAUUCCAUCUUAGACAAUACAUUUAUUUUUUAUUAGAGUUCUCUGCUUCUCUUUCAAAUCGAGCUGCUGCAAGGUCCAGUUUACAGGGUGGAACUCAGUUGGGUUUUUUUAAUGCCACCGGAGAAGAUUUCUAUACGCACAACUUCUCAGAAUGUGAUUAUUUGCUUCAUGGAGCACUCAUCAAUACAAAAGGAAGGCUGGAAGUUUGGGCUGUGGUGGCAUUGUUGUUUCCCAAAUUGGUUGGGAGAAAAUCUGUGAAUUAUCAUUGUAAUAAUUUUUAAUCAAGUGGCAGUAUUUUUUAACACGACAGUUACCUUUUGUGUGAAGCAUAAGUUUUGUUGUCAUCUGCUGUUAGUUUUUUAUUAGAUAUUACUGGUUUCUGUGGUCUUUAUUUGCUCUUGGAGGGGUUGUACUUGUAUCUUGGGCUUCUUAUCACUCAGAUUUGUUUCUUUUAGUUGGAAUUCUGUCGUGGCUCUGUGUCAGUGCUAAAGGAUUGUGGUGGAUAUUGGUCAUAAAUCUUCUAUGUGGAGAAAGCGGGGCAGAGAACUGAGGCACAUGGGGUUCAGGAGCAGCACCAGGCUGCAGGAAGGGGCUUUCUCAGAGCAGAAGCUUGAAUGAGAAUUCUCAGAUUUCAGCCCUGCACUGCAUCUCUGAGGCAUCGCACUUUUUCCCUUCGCAUAAAGGUUCUACGUGUCAGAAGUCCUAAUUUCAGUAGUUAUUGUUUCUGAAAAAGACGCUUCCAGAGGACAUGUCAUGUGAAAUGGAAAUAUUCAGUAUGAAAAAUGGAUGGGCAGCUUUCUGAUAUUAGUUGUGCUCUUAACAGCUGUACUGAACCUCUAUGAGCUGGGAAGGCAGAACGUUCAGUCUUCUCUCAUUCCACAUCUGGAUUUGAAGGUGGUUGAACUUGUAUCCCUAAUUCAGGUUGGUGCUUUAGAAAGUGUUUUUCUUAGGAACCAACCGUUGUGUGUGACAAAGGGCCCGUUUCAUUUUUUUCCAGUGUCUUUAUUCAUCUUUUAUAUCUCUAAUUCUGUGUGAGAAGAUGGAAGUUUUGAAGGUUUUAUUUAAUCAUUGUUUAAACACAUCUUUUAGUGUUGUGUACCUGAAGCAUCUGCUAAAACACGUGCCUGACCUGGUCCUUAUGUUGUUCCUAAGGUUAAAAGCUCUUUCCCUCCCAUCUCCCACCUUGCAGAAUGCAGUGGCACAUCCUUUCAGUGAUACCAUUCAAAAUAAACUUGAAGUUUACCUUGUCACCAGUUCUGUCUAAGGCUGAAAAGGCACAUUUGUAGCUGAUGCAAGAGGUGUAAAGCCUCCACAGUUGCAGCCACCACUUGGGAAGAUGUUUUCCGCAGAGAAGCAAAGGCAAGCUGAAGUUAUAUACAUAAAAAGCUUUUGGAAGAAGAAAGUUUUUGAAGGUUAAAAUGUAGCAUAUGUAGAUGCGGGUCAUUGUAUUUAGAGAAAGAAAGUGAAAGUUGCUGCCAGCGGAAAUAGACAAAAGAAACCUGUGGGAUAGCACUGCGUGUGCACUUGUGGUAUGAUGUAAGCUGCAGUUGUGUCAACACAGUGGAGUGUUUAGUUUGGGUCAGUCAUUUAGAACACGCUGUUGUAAGGAUGGAGAUAACCUUCCUUGCAGUGCUGCCGUGCUCGGGUUCUGCCCAGACUGGGAGCAGGGAUUCUCCUGCUCUGUUGCCACUUGGCUGCAUUGUGGGUGAACCGGCGCAGCUGAGCCUUGGUGUGGUACGGCUGGUGUGGCUGCUGUCUGCCUCCCUCCUGUGACUCGAGGUUAUCUGGGUGUGAAAUACUGUUAGGCAGAGAGCUGUCCCUGUGGUUCUCUGCUCCAUACUGACCUGUGCUGCUCUGCAGCUCUUGCUCCCAUCACCGUGUCACACAAAGCACCAUCUGUCUGCUCUGGGUGCGUGUAGCGGUUGGUGCAAGGAGGUGUUUGUGGCUUUCACCUGUAAACCAUUUUCAUCUCUUGAGCUUUGGCACUCAGUGGAGAUGCUAACGUAAGCUUUAUGUUCUUGCAUCCUGACCCAAGUUUUUAUUUACAACCUGGCUGCAUUGGCCAGUCUGCACAGUCAGAGCUGAUUCUCCACCUCGUGAAUUUGCAGUUACUGAAACCAAGAGCCAGGAGCGAUCCCCAUCCGUGUGUUGGCCUGGAAGCAGCAGCGGCACAACCCUGCGGGCAAUGGGCUCUGCUUGCUGCUACCACGAGGAUGGUAGUUCUGGAAUUGAAGCCCUGGCUUUUCAGGCGUUACUUGAGACUCUUUGGUUCUAAAGUUACACAGUUGAAGCAGCCCCUCCCAAAGAUGAACUCAACAAGUCUUGCUGUGCAUGUGUGUCAUCCUUCACUGCCAGGGAGCUCACGUGAGAUGAGCAAUCAAAUGCUUGAUCAAAAAAAAAAAUCAUUCCUUCAUUGUAAAUUGGAAAAAAAAAAGACCUUAUGGGAUUUCAACUGUAAGUGAAUCCUUGGAAAUCAGUAAUUAGAUUAGUAAAGGGUGACAUUCCAAUGUGCUGGCAGGAGUACUGAGGGAUUUGUCAGGGGAAGUAGAGCCAGGCUUCGCGCUGAAGUGGCGUAGGUAUAUUUAUAGUGCUAGUGAUAGUUGUGUGUGCGUGAAGACUUUGGGCUAUUUUAAUAUAAUGUAAGGCUUUGAGCUUUAGCUGACUGGAGUUGCUCGUUUGAUGAAGUUACAUUAGUACAACACUGUGAAAUAUUUUUAAAUAUUAGCAUUGCUGGGUAUUAAGAGUGUUUCAUAAAGACAUUUUUAAAACACGUUUUCUAUAGAUGCUGUUGAAGGAGUUGAUGUUUAGCAUACAAAAAGUGACUCCCUGAGGGUGGUGAGGUACUUGGGGUGUUCCUGAUCACCUCCGUUUUUGGGGGAUUUGGUAUUUCUUGAGGAUAAAUUGUUGUCAUUAAAACCUACUAAAAGUAAUGGUGCGGUUAAUUGUUGGGUGGCAGGAAGCAGUGCUCCCUCCAGCCGUGCUUUGGAACUGCCGGAAGGGGUUUGACAUCACACGUGUUGUGUUCACAGUGAUGUCUUUGGAGGUGCUGAACAGCACAGUGUUUUGCAAGUUGCUAUGCUGAUAAACUUCUCUCCAUAUGUAACCUCUGAAGUCAAGUUUCUAUUGUAAUUCUAGCAUGUAAACACUAGAUUCAAUUUUGUAUUCCUUUAAUGAAUGCAACAGGAUGGAAAUGAGUUUGCGAUUGCUAAUGAUGAGCUUUCUUACUGUUCUUAAUACUCGUGGGUAUGUCUUUUCUUCAGGGAGCUCAGAAUUGUAUUAGUACCUUUUUAAUUGUUUUUUUUUUCCCCCACGUGCUGUUUACAAUUAAACUGCAAGCAUGGGAGGCUGUGCAUGCGUGUGCUUUUAGGUUGCUUUGCUGAACAAAAUGCAGCGGAGCGAUAUUCCUUUAAAGGAUGCUCUCUUGUCCGCACGUUCCACCUCUGUCUGCUCCUUCCUAAUCAUGGGGACAGCAGGAGCCACUGCUCAGAUUAUCUCAGUGUGUUCUGCGAUGGCUUUUUGUCUGUCUGAGGGUUGCUGUGAGAAAUCGCAUUGGGGGGCAGUCCAGCUUUGUACAUGAUAGUGCCACGGCUGGUGCUUCUUUCCUGAGUGUCAGUGGAAAGGCCAAGAAUAUACAAAAUCACACAUAGGAAUGCGUGUGUGUGUUUGUAGAAACUUUGUGCACCUUUGAAUGCUGGGAAUUGUUUUGUAUUAUAAGAUGAGCAAGAGGUGUGAGUGUGAAACCCCCGCUAUGAAGGACUGCAGGAAACAAAUCCACCAAAGCAGAUCAGAGAAGCAGGCAGGUGAACCUGAGCCAUGCCAACCCGCCGGGCUCCAUAACACCGCGUUUUGUUGUGACAGCGCUGAGCGUUGAGGCAUCAGCCUGGGCCUCGCAGCGCUCCUCAUCUCUGCCUGGAUUUGUUGUGCUGGUACCCAGGGGAGGGAGAGGAGGUGGAGAUGCGUGCUUGAUGUUCAGGACAGCUGAGGAUCAUCGUGGCUCCAAGGAUACGUAUUUUGUGCCAACUUGGAAUUGUUAAAAUGUGGGGCAGAGGGGUCCUGCUGCCCGCUGUUCUCAUUGGCGUUUUGUAGCUGAUCUUUUGGCUAAGGGUGAUAAUAGGAAAAAAUAUAGUUGAGCGAAAACCUGCAAGUGUUACUGAUUGAAAAUAACUCACCUAUUUUUAAAUAUUAAGUGAACUGUGUUAAACUGAGCUGUGUAAAUACCUGAUGCUGAAUCUUUGCAUAGUUGUUUCCAAGAGGUAUUUUUGCUAUGAGGUAUUAAAACUCAAAGAACUGUAUUAUUCCCUUUGAGGUGAUCUGUACUCUGGCUGUCGUACAUCUCUUGGCUCGUUUCCUCUUUGCUGUAGAUGCACAUACAUACGGAUAUAUGUAUGUGUUUUUAAAACAGACGGUUUAAUGUGGUAGAGUUGUACAGUCACACAGUUUAGGGCUUUGUAAUAUAUGUAAUUUUAAGAAUGUCAGUGUGGUUCUUAGCAAAUUUUAUAGACACUUUUCUGAAUCUAUCAGCACUUCCCAUCCUAAGACAAACUGCACAUAUUUCAGUGAUUGUUCCACUGGUUACAUCUUUGUCUGCCAUUUGUUUUGAAUUGAUGUAAUCUCGAUACUACUCAGAUUUCAAGGGCUGUUGACGUGUUUCACGUAGCCUAGGAUUGCCUGUUUGCCAAAUGUAUGGAUCGUGCAUCAACAGUACUCAGUAGCCUUACUGUUUUGCCUAAAGCCUAGCUAAUUUAUUUGAUAUUCUCUCUUUAAAGAGAGGUCUUUGGAAGGAGCAGCGUAUUUUAGGAUGCUCCUUCUCUUUGAAGGGAAACUCAGAAUUGAAUAGCAGUACUUGUUGAUCAGUGAUGUUAUUGUAGCCAAAGGAUGCAUGGGUGGUUACUAGGAAGUUUUUGCUUCAAGUUUCUCUAUGAAAUGUCGUGUUCUACAGAGCUGUGUGAAGAGUGUAGUUUUUUAUUCUGAAAUGCACUUGUACACUUUAUUUGAAAGGUCUGAAUGGAUCAUGAAUACGUUUAAGAAAUAAAUGAUACGUCACACGUUUUCA